UCACAACAUAGUCACUCUAAUAGGAUUUUGUGUUGAAGGUUUUGAGAGGAUACUUGUCACCGAGAAAUUUUCUAAUGGAUCACUUGGUGAUUAUUUGGGUAACGCAAAAAAAAAUGCAUAAUUUGACUUGGGAAAAACGUUUGAAAAUCUGCAUUGACGGUGCGCACGCACUGAAUUACCUUCAUUAUGAGAUGGAUGAUAAAAAAAUGAUGAUACAUAGUGAUAUAGAUCCUUUUAGAUUUGGAUUGUAUGAGAAUUGGAGGGCAAAGAUCGAAGACUUUGAGUUGGCAGUAUUCCUGCCUCCAAAUCAAAAAGACGAAGCUCUAUGUAAAAGAACAUAUUUUAAGUCAACAUGGCACGUGGAUCCAGAAUAUGCGAAGACUGGUAAGCUAAAAAGAGAGUCGGAUGUAUAUAGCUUUGGAGUAGUUAUGUUUGAAAUUCUAUGCAGAAGAAAAGCUCAGGACCAAAUUUACCUUAAGCAGAGUGAGAAAGGGCUGGUUCAUGUUGCAAGACAAAACUUCUCCAAUGGGACAAUAGAGGACAUCAUAGAUCCUAUACUAAAGGAAGAAACCAGUAAACGGAGUCAUAGGCCAAUUGGAGGAGCCAAUAAGGAUUCUUUGUACACAUUUUUAAAAGUUGCAAACCAGUGUGUGGCGGAGAGUCAAGACCAACGUCCAACAUUGAAAGUUGUUCUUAAUGAACUUGAGCAAGCAUUGGUCUUUCAAGUAAGUCAGGAGGAGCAAGUACAUGAGCCAAAUAAGGACCAAAUUGUCGACGAACUUCAGAUAACAACUUUUCAAAUUCCUGUAAGACCUUCCUUUUUUUUGAAAGACGAAGACGAUGAAGACAUAGAAGAAAUUGAAGAAAUGAGUGAAGCCAUGAUAAUUUUUAGCGAGAGAUGA
Molecule: messenger RNA, 902 nt
Organism: Helianthus annuus (common sunflower)
Lineage: Eukaryota; Viridiplantae; Streptophyta; Magnoliopsida; Asterales; Asteraceae
Product: probable receptor-like protein kinase At2g23200
Exons: 3
Coding region: 75-902 (275 amino acids)
Biological process (GO): protein autophosphorylation
Cellular component (GO): plasma membrane; plasmodesma
Molecular function (GO): ATP binding; transmembrane receptor protein tyrosine kinase activity
Source: RefSeq, a predicted model, not a curated record